AAUUAUGAAUCAUUACCAUCAACCAUUGAAUUUAAUCAACUUUUGGGUGUUUGUGGUUUCAGAUUUUCAAGGAAAAAAAACUAUAGCUUUCUUCAGUUAUGUAAUGGAAUUCCUCGCCAAUUCUAUCUUAAUCUAAGCUAUCCAAGUUCCAAAGACUAAAGCUUUUCUGAAGCGGUGAUUCCUGUUUGAUUCUCCCAAAAUAUGAUGCAGAAAUGUAAAGAUUCAGAAUAGUAGUACCUGAAGAAGUGAAAGUUCUUUAAUGGCGAAGAAGAAGAGCUGGUUCAAUCUAGUGAAGAGGUUCUUUCUCUUUGAGACACUUAUAAAUGCACAAAAGGAUAACAGAAGGAAAUGGAUGUUUGGAAGGUUUAGGACCAAAAGGUUAGCAUCCAUUAAAGCUCCAUCACCACCAAGAGACAACAUAAAAUAUGAAACAGAGGAAGACCAGAAGAAACAUGCCUUAACAGUGGCAAUUGCCGCAGUGGCUGCUGCUGAAGCAGCUGUUGCAGCUGCUCAGGUUGCAGCCGAGGUUGUUCGCCUCACAGGCGCUGAUGCCCCUAAAGCUAAAGAAGAACAAACCAUUGAUGUUAAACCUGACUGUUCUUCAUCUAGUGAGCUUGACAACCAGUUCCAACAACUUGCUGCUGUAAAAAUCCAGGCUUCUUUUCGGGGUUACCUUGCAAGGAAAGCUUUGAGAGCAUUGAAAGGGAUAGUGAGACUUCAAGCAAUUAUUCGAGGCCGAGUUGUGAGACGACAAGCAUUGACUGCUUUAAAAUGCUUGCAAUCAAUUGUAAACAUUCAGUCUCAAGUUUGUGCAAGGAGAUUCCAAAUGGUAGAAGGCACUUGGCAACAACAUGAUGAGAACAAAGAGUUGAUAACUUUGAAAGAUAAGAUUCUUAAGGUGGAUACCGACAGUCAAACAAGAUGGGACAAUUGUAAUGGAGGAUUGAAGUACUGGUUAGACCAAUGGGUAGAUACUAAAAGUAAAGAUGUUGAAGUCGAAGAUAUAGACUCGGUUUGGACUUCGAACCGCAAGCCUACGAGGCUCAAGACUUUUUCGAGACAGUAUCAUUGUGAUGCAGAAGGGGUGGAUUCUCCGGUACGGGUUCAACGACGACGAUCAUUUCAUGGAAAGCAGGGUUCUUUAGGAGAAGAUAGUUCUUUUAUUACAUCUCCUGUAGUUCCAACUUACAUGGCUGCAACACAAUCUACUAAAGCAAAGGAAAGAUCAAUGAGUUCACCAAAGCUAAGGCCAGGAACUUGUGAUACUCAAUCCGAAAGCUAUUCACCAUAUAAGAACAAGUUGUGUCUUAUAUCUUCUGUUACAAGCAAGCCUAACGCUUAUGAGCAGAGAUCCCCAACACUAAAGGGUAUAAAGUCAAAGCAAACCUUGAAGGAUCUUAGCUUUGACUCUGAAUGUUCAUUGCCUAAUUGGGUGCAAAAAAGCACCUUCAAAUGAUAAACAUUGUGAUGUUUUAGGUCCCUUGAUAGCAAGUCUUUGUUAUUGUGUUUGUGUGAGGUUGUUGAUGCUGUUUUGUGCUUAAACAAUUGAAUGAAUCAAGUUUUGUGUA
Molecule: messenger RNA, 1568 nt
Organism: Gossypium raimondii (Peruvian cotton)
Lineage: Eukaryota; Viridiplantae; Streptophyta; Magnoliopsida; Malvales; Malvaceae
Product: protein IQ-DOMAIN 11
Exons: 5
Coding region: 260-1456 (398 amino acids)
Molecular function (GO): protein binding
Source: RefSeq, a predicted model, not a curated record